CGCAUGCCGUCCAUUUCCCAAUACAGUUUGGCUAAAAGAUAGGAAUAAAAAGACAGAGGCAGGAAAGGACAAGAGAGAGAUUGUAGCUCAGAAUCCAAAGACGUGUGUGAUGGAAAAGCAUCCGGGCUCCUUGUGCAUAAACCCUCAUGAGCUAUACUAUCUGAAAAUGCAAAGAAGCAGGGAAAAGCUGGAGAGGGAAAAGAUGGACGAGCAGAAUCGGUGCAAAAGGAAGUUGAGGGUAUGUGUGGCGACAUGCAACAGAGCGGACUACUCCAAGCUGGCUCCCAUUAUGUUUGGGAUCAAAUCCCAUUCUGAUGACUUUGAACUUGAAGCAGUGGUGCUUGGUUCACAUCUCAUUGAUGACUACGGGAACACUUUUCGUAUGAUUGAGCAGGAUGACUUUGACAUCAGCUCCAAGCUCCACACCAUCGUUAGAGGGGAAGACGAGGCAGCCAUGGUGGAGAGUGUCGGGCUGGCACUGGUGAAACUCCCUGAUGUCCUCCAGAGGCUGCAACCCGACAUCCUGGUCGUUCACGGUGACCGUUUUGAUGCGCUGGCUCUGGCGACGGCUGCAGCGCUGAUGAACAUUAGAAUACUUCACCUGGAGGGAGGAGAGGUGAGUGGUACAAUUGAUGACUCAAUCCGCCACGCCAUCAGUAAACUGGCCCACUACCAUGCCUGCUGCACACGUAGGGCAGAGCAGCACCUCAUUGCCAUGUGCGAGGACCACUCUCGCAUAUUGUUGGCCGGCUGCCCUUCUUACGAUAAGCUGCUGUCAUCUCAUCACAAACAAGACUACAUGGAUAUUAUUAAAAGCUGGCUGGGGGACAAGGUUCAAGAUCAGGACUACAUAGUGGCUUUGCAGCACCCAGUCACCACUGACAUCCAGCACUCUAUUAAGAUCUAUGGACUAAUGCUGGAUGCCCUGAUCUCCUUCAACAAGAAGACCCUCAUUCUCUUCCCUAACAUUGAUGCUGGAAGUAAGGAGAUGGUGCGCGUGAUGCGGAAGAAGGGCAUCGAGCAGCACCCCAACUUCCGGGCGGUGAAGCACAUUCCCUUUGAGCAGUUCAUUCAGCUGGUCUGCCACGCCGGCUGCAUGAUUGGAAAUAGCAGCUGUGGAGUACGAGAGGCCGGGGCCUUUGGCACACCUGUCAUUAACCUGGGAACAAGGCAAACAGGCAGAGAGACAGGUGAAAAUGUUCUACAUGUGAGAGAUGCCGACACUCAUAAUAAGAUCUACCAUGCUCUGGAGCUGCAGUUUGGAAAGAGAUACCCUUGCUCUAAGAUUUAUGGUGAUGGCAACGCAGUGCCCCGUAUACUCAAGUUUCUGCGUACCAUUGACCUGGACGAGCCCCUUCAGAAAACCUUCUGUUUCCCCCCAAUGAAAGACUCCAUCUCUCAGGAUAUCGAUCACAUCCUAGAGACGCAGAGUGCUCUGGCUGUUGACCUGGGAGGGACCAACCUCAGAGUGGCUAUUAUCUGCACGGGGGGUAGGAUAGUAAAGAAAUACACUCAGCCCAAUCCAAAGACCUUUGAGGCCAGGAUGCAACUCAUAUUAAAGAUGUGUGCAGAUGCCAUGCAGGACGCUGUCUGCCUCAACUGUAGAGUACUUGGAGUUGGAGUGUCUACAGGUGGGCGUGUAAACCCACAAGAAGGUGUGGUGCUCCACUCCACAAAGCUGAUCCAGGAGUGGUCGUCUGUGGACCUGAGAACGCCCAUCUCUGACGCGUUACACCUACCCGUCUGGGUCGACAAUGACGGGAACUGUGCUGCGCUGGCUGAGAGGAAGUUUGGUCACGGCAAGGGAGUGGAAAACUUUGUCACUGUCAUCACAGGAACAGGUAUUGGAGGAGGGAUUAUCCAUCACAAUGAGCUGGUUCAUGGCAGUACCUUCUGUGCUGCUGAGCUGGGACACAUCAUGGUUUCAUUAGAAGGCCCGGAGUGUUCAUGUGGCAGCAGAGGAUGCAUAGAGGCCUACGCGUCCGGCAUGGCCCUGCAGAGAGAAGCCAAGAGACUGCAUGAUGAGGACCUGCUGACAGUGGAGGGGAUGGAUAGGAAACUGAUGGAGCCAAUCACUGCUGCCCACCUCAUCAAUGCAGCCAAACUGGGGAACUCCAAAGCUGAAGCUGUUCUCAACAAAGCUUCCACAGCGCUAGGUGUGGGCAUCAUCAACAUCCUCCACAUAGUCAACCCCUCGCUGGUGAUUCUAUCAGGUGUCUUGGCCUCUUACUACCAGGCCCCAGUGCAACAAGUCAUCACUCAGAGAGCCCUCUUCUCCACCCAAAGUGUCAAAGUUGUCUCAUCAGACUUGGAAGAACCUGCUUUACUUGGAGCUGCUAGCAUGGUGUUAGACUAUGCCACCAGAAGAAUAUAUUGAAAGACAAAGCCCCUACUUCUUGAUUUUCUAAGGACUGCUACCAACAAAAAGACUGCAAAACUUUAAAGCAGUAAUUGUUCUAACACAUUAACAUAUCUAGGGGGGCACAUAUUGAGGGCUAGAGUGAAAGGCGAUGCGUUCAAACCAUCGUGUGGGUUGUUUUUUUUUAUAUAUAAAUCUUGCUUAUUGAUAAGCUUAAUGAUGGCAGUUUUUCUUGUGGUGUCCACAAAAAUGCAGAUUCUCAAGCCUGUGAAAUAAUACUUUAACCAGGCCAGAUGUUGGCUAGAUUCCAGCAUGGACACUUCAUCUGUGAAGUGGGUCCAUUGCACCCAAGCAUCACCUUUUCAAUAAUGUACAAAGCCAUCUUCAAACUAAUAAUACCCAUACAGGGCCAGAUUUACUUGUAAUAUGAUGUGGGAGGAUGAAAACCUCAUGCUAGUUUCCGAUGUGACCAAAAUAUUGCUGAAAAUUCUCAUUUUAUUUUCUCUGUUCAUUGCUUACUGUCUCACUUUUCUAUAAAACUUUUGUGGAAUUUUAAUUUUAAAUUUUUAUUUCUUUGGGAGAUAAGGGUGACUAUCAAGCUCAAGUUACAUUUCCAUGUUUUGUUAAAAUUUAAAUUAUUUAAGGUAUAGGAAAAUAUUCAAAGUGCUUUAAGAAGAUAAUAUGGUUUGUGGUCUUAAAGAUUAUAGGGGUGAUGACUGGAAAGUAUAAAAUCUGUUGAAACUGUUUUAUUAUAAUCAAAUGUUAACCACACAUCUUAUUAAGAUUUGAACUGAUCUGAUCUUUUAAAAAAUAUAUUUGAUUUCAAAAUAUGUAUGUGAUUUGUAUGUACUGUUACAUACUGUAUUGUACAUUACAUGUCAUUUGAACAUUUUG
Molecule: messenger RNA, 3253 nt
Organism: Scomber scombrus (Atlantic mackerel)
Lineage: Eukaryota; Metazoa; Chordata; Actinopteri; Scombriformes; Scombridae
Gene: gne
Product: glucosamine (UDP-N-acetyl)-2-epimerase/N-acetylmannosamine kinase
Exons: 14
Coding region: 110-2377 (755 amino acids)
Biological process (GO): UDP-N-acetylglucosamine metabolic process
Molecular function (GO): UDP-N-acetylglucosamine 2-epimerase activity; hydrolase activity, hydrolyzing O-glycosyl compounds; N-acylmannosamine kinase activity
Source: RefSeq, a predicted model, not a curated record